This is a messenger RNA of Dermatophagoides farinae (American house dust mite), 506 nucleotides long. It is a transcript of the gene Svip, whose product is annotated as small VCP interacting protein. NCBI's taxonomy places the organism in Eukaryota, Metazoa, Arthropoda, Arachnida, Sarcoptiformes, Pyroglyphidae. The record is from RefSeq and is a predicted model, not a curated record.
AUCAUCGUGUGAUGGAUUGAAUUUUAUUUUGGAUAUUUUUCAGUUAUUCGCUGGCUUUCAUGAGAUUAUUAUUUUUGAAUCUGGAUUGAAAAUUCUGGAUAUUUAAAAUGGGCUCUUUAUGUUGUUGUGGUCCUCGAUCUUCUAGUUCCCAAUCAUUGGAUGAGAAUAGCCAUUUGAGCGUUGGAAACAUUAACGAAGAAGAACGACGUCGUCGUGCGGCUGAAGCUGCCGAAAAACGCCUACAACAACAACAAAUGCGUGGUGUUCAAUCCGGUACAGCCGAUUCGGUACCGUUAAGAGUGGCGCAUAGCGAAAUACCCGGAAAUAUGAAUUCAAAUUUACGAUGGCAAAUGUCAUAAUCUUUUAAUCAUAAUAUAAUGUGAUCACUGAAUAUUGAACUAACAAUUGCAUUUUGACCGUAUUCCUACCAUGUGUAUAUCAUAUUCUUCUAUCUGCAAUAAUAUUUGUUAAUUUUUUUAAACGUAUACAAAAAAAUGUUUUUUAUU